AGCCAGCGAUGGGCGGCGGUACCACGAGUGGUCGUCAGGUGGCGCUAUCUGCCCAUUUCCUGUAUGUGAUUGCUGUGUCGUAACAGAACCCAGCAGCAGAGGGCGCCAGGUGAUGAAAAGUUAUUGUUACAAAAUAGCGGCCACGCGAGGGCGCCAGACUCUUUGAAAAACGCCGUACAGAACUGAGCCUGCCGGGCCGCCGUUGUUAGGUGCGCAUGCCGCAUGUGAGCCACGGUCUGAGCUGAGAGAGAAGUGGCGGCUCCGAGGGGAAGAUGAAGAGCAGAUAUAGCACCAUCGACCUCCGGGCUGUCAUCGCCGAGCUCAGUGACAGCCUGCUGGGUAUGAGAGUGUACAAUGUAUACGAUGUGGAUAACAAGACCUACCUCAUCCGCCUGCAGAAGCCGGACUCUAAAGCCGUGCUCCUCCUGGAGUCCGGGAUCCGGAUCCACACCACCGAGUUCGAGUGGCCCAAGAACAUGAUGCCGUCCGGGUUCGCCAUGAAGUGCAGGAAACAUCUACGAUCCCGGAGACUGGUCAGCGUCCGGCAGCUCGGGGUGGACAGGAUCGUGGACUUACAGUUCGGUUCAGACGACGCUGCCUAUCAUCUCAUUGUCGAGCUGUAUGACCGGGGAAACAUCGUCCUCACCGACCACGAGUAUCUCAUCCUAAACAUCCUGCGGUUCCGCACAGAUGAGGCCGACGAUGUGAAGUUUGCAGUUCGAGAACAUUACCCGGUGGAUAUCGCCAAAGCCCGGGAGCCUCUGCUCACUAUGGAGAGAUUAAAAGAAAUUUUAGAAAACGCUCCAACGGGAGAUCAGCUGAAGAGGAUCCUGAACCCACAUCUACCGUAUGGCGCCACGGUCAUCGAGCAUUGCCUCCUCGAGGCCGGAUUGUCCAGCAACGUGAAGGUGGAGCAGCUGAGCGGGGGCACAGAUUUGGAAAAGGUGCAUUCAGCUCUGAAGAUGGCCGAGGGAUACAUGGACAUGACGCUGGAUUUUAAGGGAAAGGGCUACAUUAUCCAGAAACGAGAGAAGAAGCCGAGCCUGGACCCGGAGAAACCUUCGGAAGACAUUCUCACGUAUGAAGAAUUUCACCCGUUUCUCUUCAGGCAGCACGAGAAGUGCUCGUAUGUGGAGUUUGAGACUUUUGAUAAGGCUGUUGAUGAAUUUUACUCCAAGCUGGAAGGUCAGAAGAUUGAUUUGAAAGCCCUCCAUCAGGAGAAACAAGCCUUGAAGAAACUGGAAAAUGUCCGUAAGGAUCAUGAGCAGAGGCUGGAAUCUCUGCACGUGGCUCAGGACAUUGACAAAGCCAAAGGAGAGCUCAUCGAAACGAACCUGGACAUCGUGGAUCGCGCGGUGCAAGUCGUGCGUAGCGCCUUGGCCAAUCAGAUUGACUGGACAGAGAUUGGGGUCAUUGUGAAGGAGGCGCAGGCUCAGGGUGACCCGGUGGCCCUCGCCAUCAAAGAGCUCAAACUGCAGACGAAUCAUAUCACCAUGCUGCUGAAGAACCCGUACACACUGUCCGAAGAAGAAGAGGAGGAAGAAGAGAAGCAGGAAACCGAUGAACCAAAAGGAAAGAAGAAAAAGGGCAAAAACAAACAGCAGCUGAAGAAAACCCAGAAGAACAAACCCGCGCUGGUGGAUGUGGACCUCAGCCUGUCUGCGUACGCCAACGCCAAAAAGUAUUAUGACCAUAAGCGACAUGCGGCCAAGAAAACGCAGAAAACCGUGGAAGCAGCAGAAAAGGCAUUCAAGUCGGCAGAGAAGAAAACCAAACAGACCCUGAAGGAGGUGCAGACCGUCAGCUCUAUCCAGAAAGCCAGGAAGGUGUACUGGUUUGAGAAAUUUCUGUGGUUUAUAAGCUCUGAAAAUUACCUGGUCAUAGCCGGACGAGACCAGCAACAGAACGAAAUGAUUGUGAAGAAAUACCUGCGGCCCGGCGACAUAUAUGUGCACGCCGACUUGCACGGGGCCACCAGCUGCGUCAUUAAGAAUCUCACAGGUGAGGCAGUGCCCCCCCGUACCCUAACUGAAGCUGGCACCAUGGCCGUGUGCUAUAGUGCCGCAUGGGAUGCCCGGGUCAUUACCAGUGCCUGGUGGGUCCAUCAUAAUCAGGUGUCAAAGACGGCUCCAACUGGAGAGUACCUGACCACCGGCAGCUUUAUGAUCCGAGGAAAAAAGAACUUCCUUCCACCCUCUUACCUGAUGAUGGGGUUCGGCUUUCUUUUUAAGGUGGACGAGCCUUGCGUUUGGAGACACAAAGGCGAGCGCAAAGUGAAAUUACAGGAUGAGGAUCUCGAAAGUGUAACCAGCAGUAAUACAGAGCUGGCUGCAGAGGAGAAUGAACCACUGGAAGCUCCUGAAGAGGACACCGAUGGCAGCAGUGAAGACGAGGAAGAGGACAAGCCUCACGAAGACGAAGCUGCCGAGCCCAAUUCGGAGGACGCCCCCGGGGAUGGCUCCGAUGAAGAAAGCGACGCUGGCAGCUCACAUUCUACAGAAAAUAUUGCCGCUGUGAAAGAGGAGGAGGAGGAGGAAGAAGAAGAGGGCGUGGCCUACCCCGAUACCGCCAUAGACCUGUCCCAUCUUCAGGCUAAGAGGACACUACACAGAGCGGCUGUAGCACCAACUGGAGACGCCUCAGUGGUGAAUGACAAGUCAAUUGGUCGGAAACAUUUAUCGGCUAAGGAGAGACGGUAAGGAA
Molecule: messenger RNA, 2703 nt
Organism: Bufo bufo (common toad)
Lineage: Eukaryota; Metazoa; Chordata; Amphibia; Anura; Bufonidae
Product: nuclear export mediator factor Nemf-like
Exons: 25
Coding region: 273-2699 (808 amino acids)
Biological process (GO): rescue of stalled cytosolic ribosome; ribosome-associated ubiquitin-dependent protein catabolic process
Cellular component (GO): RQC complex
Molecular function (GO): ribosomal large subunit binding; tRNA binding
Source: RefSeq, a predicted model, not a curated record